AUGCCACUGCGACAGCUAUUCCCAGACCCUCAUAAACCCGGCGGAUCGUGCAGGGUCGACAUUAUCGCCGUGCCUGGUCUGAACACCCAAGGCAAAGCACUUCUAGAGCACGCUUGGGAUACCUGGCGCCCGACAGAUCGUCCCAAUGACCGAUUCUGGCUCCGUGAUGAUCUUCCAGUGUGCACUCCCGAUGCGCGAAUACUCCUUUACGAGUAUGAUGCCAGGGUUGGGCCUGGAAAAGGCCGCAUGAAAUUCGCGCAGGAUGCGAUCACAUUGCUAGAAGAGAUCAUCCUUGCAAGAGCCGACUUCGACACACGUCCCCUGCUAUUCUUGGGACACCAUAUAGGUGGCUUGCUGGUCAAAAAAGCUCUGAUUAGAGCCAGCAGAGAACCGAAGUUUUCAUCUAUCAAAGAAGCGACGACAGGUUUAGUCUUUUUUGCCACACCCCACUCUAGGACGGAAACACUGUUCGAUAAGAGAUUGGCGCUCGAAACACUAUUUUCGGGAUAUGUGGAAGAGCAUUGGGACAAUCAAAUUUUGACACCUAGAUGUGAGGUUGUGUCGUUCUUGGGGUCCCAAGAUGGUGUAAGCGACCUCCGAAGCGAAUUCUUUUCAAGCGCUCGACUUGGGCUGCCUGAUGGUCGUGAGCGUGUGGUAGAGCUCGAUGGGAAUCACAACACGAUCUGCAAAUUUGGCUUUAGCCCAAUCGAUAUUCACAAUCUCGACAUUGUACGAAAGAACAUCCAAGCCUUGUACGAGAAGGUGGUGUGGUCCUCUCCGUUGGGAACUCGAGCAAACAGUCUAAGGUCUCUCGGAGCAGUGUUGAUGGAAGUAAAAUCAUCGUCACAUCCCCAGGCUGGUCACCUUACCGCUACUCAACCAGUCGCUCGGCACCCAGUUUACCAUCUCCCGUUUCCAAGAAAUAAGCGAUUUGUCGGAAGAGAAGACAUCCUCAUGAGACUGAGAGACUUGCUUUUUUUCCAAGGCAUCCAAACAGUUGCCCUUGUGGGACUUGGUGGCAUAGGCAAGAGCCAAGCCGCUCUCGAGCUUGCAUACUGGGUGAAAGGGAACUUGCCCGACUUCUCUAUUUUCUGGGUGUCUGCACUGAGCGAAGCUGCUUUCGGAAUUGCGUUUGGCGAGAUUGCUAACAAAUUCGGACUCCGGACGGGCGAGGGACAGGAUAUCAGGGACUCGGUUAAAGACCAUCUAAGCUCCGAGGCGGCGGGCCGAUGGCUUCUGAUUGUCGACAACGCGGACGACAUGCGGAUCGUCUCUAGUACAUACGGGAUGCCUGAUCAUCUUGACAGCUUCUUGCCAACGAGCGACCAGGGCCGGACUCUUUUCACCUCGCGUUCAUAUGACGUGGCGCACACAGUGGCCGAGGAGGUUGUCAGUCUAACCGAAAUGGCCUUGGAAGAGGCGAAAUGGCUGCUAGAAACAUCUUUGACUCGACAACAUCCAAUGAGUGACGAAAGAAUAGCGGAAGAGCUGUUGCGCCGUCUUGUCUUUCAUCCUCUGGCAAUCACACAGGCAAUAUCUUACAUGGCGAGGAAUCGUAUCACAACCAGAGAGUACUUGAGGCUAUUUCACAACACCGAAGAUGAUCGGAUUGACUUACUCAGUCUUGGGUUGCCUGACAAGACACGGUACCAGGGCUCACACAACGCAGUAGCCUCCACAAUGCAUAUGAGCUUCGAACAAAUACAAGAGACCGAUAGCCAUGCGGCUGAGCUGCUAAGAUUCAUAUCGCAAAUCGAGGCAGGUUCGAUUCCUCAGUCGCUUCUCCCCCGGCCAAGCUCCGAACUGCAGAUGAUCAACGCGAUCGGGACAUUACGUGCAUACUCUUUUCUCUCAAAAGACGAGAUGGACAUGCUGCAUAUGCAUCCACUUGUCCACAUUGCAACAAAGGCGUGGGUGAAACGAGAGGAAGAACACGAGAAUGGUGCGGGUGGAGUCACAGAGCGAGCGAUUCGGCACCUUGCCAAGGUGUUCCCGACAGCUGAUUAUGCUGACUAUGAGAGGCGGAAAGCAUAUAUACCCCAUGCAUUGCGCUUGCUGAGGGCAGGUGGAGGGCCAGAGCUGAAGGAGAGGUCUGAACUAGCUUACUGGGUCGGCCUCGGCCUGGCCUUUGAUGGGUGGGAGAGAGAGUCGGUGCGCUGGCUGGAAGAAUGUUUUGAAUGGAGCAAAACUCAAUACGGUGAAGACCAUCCUGAUCGACAAGAACCUCAGCGUGAACUGGCGAGGGCGUACAUUUGCGAUGAUCAAGUCAAGAAGGCAAUCAGACUAUUGGAUGAUCUUAUACAACUCGAAGAAAAGUCUCUGCCAGAACACCACCCCACCCGGUUAAAGUCAACACGAUUGCGUGCAGUAGCAUACAGGGCGAAUGGACAGAUCAGAAAGUCAAUAGAAACACUGGAGAGUGUAGUGGCGCUCGAAGCGAGAAUCCCGGCCACGAGCGACAGUCCCCGACUGAGGUCGCUUUACGAGCUGGCGGUAGGAUACCGGUCCAAUGGUCAAAUCGCCCGAGCAGUCGAGCUCCUGGAGUAUGUUACGGCUAUUCAAGAACGAACCCUGGCUUCGGAUCAUCCUUUUUUUCUGUCAGCCCAGUGCGAGCUCGCAACUGCCUACAGGGCUCGUGGACAGGUCGGCCGUUCCAUCCACCUGUUGAAGCAGCAGGUAGAUAGACUCGACCCCUCAUUGAAAGAGCAGCACCCCUAUCAACUGAGGGCUAUGCAUGAGCUUGCAUUGUCAUAUGAAGGUACAGGACAGCACCUGCAGGCGAUGAACAUACUAGAACACGCGUGGCUCACCGCGAGGUGGAUUAGGAAGCAUACUGCCUUAGACGGCACCACAAUCUGGUUGCCGAUAGCGCAAGCUCUCGCAACGUCGUGUAGGUCAGCUGGAGACCCUAACAGAGCGGCUGAGAUUGAGAUGAAGAUCACCCGGCACUCAGAACCUUUUGCGGAGCAAGACUCAGACCUGCCAGCCCUCCAAUGCGAGACGGGUGCCAAAAAGAAACUUGGUUCUGAACUCGACGAUUUUGACGCCGAGCCAUCCGUGGAUCAGACACAUUCCGGCUCAAUCUUUGCUACCGGGGUUCUGCCAAAGGUGCCGGCGUUGACCACAUUGUCUAUCACAAUCAGAAACAGAGCCCGUGAGGAAAUGGUGGGGAUAUUUCUUGACGAUCAAGAACUUCGACCUCUCUUUCAAGCCGCAAUAGAAAGCCAGGAGAUUGGAGGUUCAAAGUUUGAAACGGUCUUCAGGAGACUACUUCAAGAAUUCUCGAAGGACCUGCGCGCAGCCACGGACGUUCCGAUGUAUCACGACACGGCAGAUUUUCUCCAACAGAAUGCGCAUUCCAUCUCACAAGAAAUCCGGUACAAGUUCGAACCCAAGCCAGAAACAUUGGGACCUUCCUCAUCAGAGACGACACGCUCAAGCAAAGUAGACACUGAUGAAGCGAAGCAGGAUUUCAACGAAAGGCUUGAGAUCAGCCGUCCAAGACCAUCAAGUAUUCCACUCACUGGAGGAACAGAACCUGUGCAAGAUGUCGGCGACGUAUCCCAGGAGGAUUUGGAGCCGGCAGAUGAUGAGAUGAUCCAACCACCACCGGCAGACAAGAUAAAAGAGUUCUUGAUCUCCGGGUAUCCCAUUCAGAAUCUGCGAAAGAAACUAAGGACAUUUGUCAUGCCUCAUCAGCUAAUCAAGUCUGAGGACGACCUUACGGGCCGGCCGUCUCUGCCCGAUACAUACUUUGCGAGUGUCUUUCCAGGUUCUCUGCCAGAGCUGGUUGACCGGGUAUUUGAUCUCUGCCACUUGACCUCUAUGGAACCGCCAAUUCCACCCGGGAAAAGCCGGGUACGAUGGACAUGUCAGAGAUGUGGCGCAAGACUGUACGAUGACUACACUGAGCUUGAUCCCGGCUCCUUGAAAGACUUGCAAACCGAGCUAUACGGAAUGAACAGCAGUGAUCCACAAGCCUCUCAGCACAACCAGCCACAGUCGUUUAUGAAACGAGUCACGAACGUCUUUAAUCAGUCUCUGACUAUGCUGAAAUCGACCCGGAAGGCCAGUGCAACCGAGGACCUAUCCCUCCCGCUUCAUCUUGACCCUCACCAUGCAAAUGGCCCGCGACAAGUCUCGAAACUACUCUUGAGUCGAUUUGAACUCGACUUUAGCUCGAACGUCGAAGUCCAUCCGCACAACCGGACUUGUCAACCCGGGCCAUGCGUCUGCCUCCCCGACCUCAACCGCAUCCACAUUGAAUACCGCUGCGGACCAUCGCCGGAAAAAGCGCCGACCAAAGUACCCAUCUGGGGAGAGAACUAUUUGACGCACUAUUUCAAAAAACCGGGUUGCCUCAGAGAAGGGCAAAUGUCGAUAUUCCGACAACUCCCAAAGCGCACUUGUGGCAGUCUCGCAGCGUCUGAUGACGAGCCGACUUUAGGCUGGGGUAUUUAUUUCGAGGAGGACUGGCACUGGAGAUCUAUCUACUUCAUAAUUGUUUUCGUCAUCGGUAUAGGGAGCAUGGUGUUUGGAGUAUGUUGGUCGGUGUUUGAGAAGGACAUCCAGAGUGCAUUCACUAUUACCGGCGCUUGGGUGACGCUGGGGUCUCUUAUGCUAGGUUAUAUGGCCGUGAGAACUUCUUGA
Messenger RNA from Thyridium curvatum, 4650 nucleotides. RefSeq lists its product as uncharacterized. Lineage: Eukaryota; Fungi; Ascomycota; Sordariomycetes; Thyridiales; Thyridiaceae. The transcript is spliced from 6 exons. The record is from RefSeq and is a predicted model, not a curated record. Gene Ontology annotation, molecular function: protein binding; ADP binding. Bases 1 to 4650 code for a protein of 1549 amino acids.